Molecule: messenger RNA, 2320 nt
Organism: Microplitis demolitor
Lineage: Eukaryota; Metazoa; Arthropoda; Insecta; Hymenoptera; Braconidae
Gene: ArgRS
Product: arginine--tRNA ligase, cytoplasmic
Exons: 4
Coding region: 74-2119 (681 amino acids)
Biological process (GO): arginyl-tRNA aminoacylation
Cellular component (GO): cytoplasm
Molecular function (GO): arginine-tRNA ligase activity; ATP binding
Source: RefSeq, a predicted model, not a curated record
UUUGCCGAGCCGGUUACUUUUUCUCAGUACGAAUACAAAUAUAUACAAUUGAAUCCACGUGUAUAAAAAAUUUAUGUACUGUAAUAUCUCGAACAAUAUGUCAUCAGCCAGCUUAGAUAAAUUCAACGAACGCGCAAAUAUUGCGGAAAAAGAGAUAGAGUAUUUAAAAAAUGAAAUCGAGCAAUUGAAACUAGCUCUCCAGGCUCAAGUUCCCGAGCAAACUCUCAGUGCCAGCGAAUUGCUACAAGAGAAUGCUAAACUGAAGCACCGGGUUGCGGUUAUGAAACGAUACGUUGACUCGUUACGUGAAAAAGAGUCGGGUAAAAAUAACACCAUGGGAGAGAAUCACAAAAUGCCCAGUAUCAGUGUCCAGCUGGAGGAAUUGUUUCUAGAAGCGAUUAAAAAGUCGUAUCCGGAUAUUCCUGAUCCACCGGUUGUUAUCUCGGCAUCUGGUAACCCCAAGUUUGGAGAUUAUCAAUGUAACAGUGCUAUGUCACUGUCUAAGCAGCUUGGAGCAUCAGGAGUCAAAGUAAAUCCGUUUGACGUGGCCAAUAAUAUCGUCUCCAAUACGAGCCCAUCACCUUUGAUUGAAAAACUAGAAGUUGCACGACCUGGUUUCAUAAAUAUUUAUCUUAGUCGGGACUACAGUCGCUCGAUCUUGAGCAAGGUCGUUAAGUCUCGUCGUGUCUUUCCGCCGGAGGUUAAAAAACUACGAGUUAUUGUUGACUUUUCGAGUCCCAACAUCGCUAAGGAGAUGCACGUGGGCCAUCUGCGGUCGACAAUCAUCGGCGAGAGCAUAUGUCGUCUUCUGGAGUACCUGGGACACGAUGUGCUGAGACUGAAUCACGUGGGAGACUGGGGCACGCAGUUUGGAAUGCUGAUAGCGCAUUUGCAGGACAAGUUCCCUGACUAUGUGACUAUCUCGCCUCCGAUAUCGGACCUUCAGAGUUUCUACAAAGAGUCAAAGAAACGUUUUGAUGAAGAUCAGGAGUUUAAGAAACGUGCUUACGCAUGUGUAGUUAAAUUACAAGCUGGUGAUCCAGAUAUUACUAAAGCCUGGCAAUUGAUUUGCGAUGUAUCACGUAAAGAGUUUGAUAAAUUAUACCGUCGUCUUGACAUUACGAUAAUUGAACGUGGGGAAUCUUUUUACCAGAAGAUGAUGGAGGAAGUGGUGAAGGAUUUGGAGGAGAGAAAUUUGCUAGAAGAAGACGAGGGACGUAAAAUAAUGUGGGGUGAAAAACCAAAUACUGGAAUUCCACUGACGAUCGUUAAGUCUGACGGAGGUUUUACUUAUGACACUUCGGACAUGGCGUGUUUGAAACACCGUCUUCAUGUAGAGAAUGGCGACUGGUUAAUUUAUGUUACCGAUGCUGGUCAAGCUGUCCACUUCCAGAUGCUGGAGAGUUGUGGGAAACGCGCCGGCAUACUCACACCAGACAGAAAAAUUACUCACGUGACUUUCGGCGUGGUCUUGGGCGAAGAUAAAAAGAAAUUCAAAACUCGUUCUGGUGACACUGUCAAGUUGCUAGACUUGCUGGACGAAGGGCUCAAGAGAGCGCUAGACAAACUUCAGGAAAAGGGCCGAGACAAAGAGCUGAGCGCAGAAGAGCUGAAGGCUGCCCAGGAAUCAGUUGCCUACGGCUGCAUAAAGUACGCGGAUCUGUCACAUAAUCGUAACCACGAGUACAUUUUCUCCUUCGAUAAAAUGCUGGAGGACAAAGGUAACACUGCUGUCUAUCUUCUCUACCAGCUGACGAGGAUACGGUCCAUCGCCCGGGCUGCAAACGUCACAGAAGAGCAAAUAAAACAAGCGGUAGACUCGACUGCAAUCUCACUAGAGCACGAAAAAGAAUGGAAGUUAGCAAAGGUCUUAAUUAAAUUCCCAGAUGUCCUACUUAAAAUCACCAAGGAUUUGUUCCUCCACCCACUUUGCGAGUUUUGCUAUGAAAUCUCCACCGCCUUCAGUGAAUUUUAUGAUAAUUGUUACUGCGUUGAAAAAAAUAAAAACGGGGAAAUUGUUAAAGUUAAUAUGAACCGAAUCUUGUUAUGCGAAGCCACGGCUAUUGUUUUGGAACAGUGUUUCUUUAUUUUAGGAUUGAAACCUGUUGCCAAAAUGUAACUUUUUUUUUUUCAACCAGUACUCAGAUUAAACUAUCGAAUGACAACUUUAAUAAUUAUACAUUAAAAAUUUUUUUUUUAACAUCAAUUGGACAAGAAAGAUGGCAGAGGUUCGAUAAUUUUUCUAUUUUAUCAGCAAAUUACACGUAAUAAAAUUUAAUAAUAAAAAUCUAAAGUCCUUUGUGUGAAUUUGAAAAUUUAA